Messenger RNA from Branchiostoma belcheri (Belcher's lancelet), 983 nucleotides. RefSeq names its product cysteine and tyrosine-rich protein 1-like. Lineage: Eukaryota; Metazoa; Chordata; Leptocardii; Amphioxiformes; Branchiostomatidae. Bases 114 to 698 code for a protein of 194 amino acids. Gene Ontology annotation, molecular function: protein binding. The record is from RefSeq and is a predicted model, not a curated record. The transcript is spliced from 4 exons.
UUACUUUGUAAACAAGGAAACUGCGCAGGGGCUUCUUGUUGGACGUCUUGUUGUUGAAGUUCUCAAGAAAUCCACGUUUUUCUGAGGAAACACGAAGUUAAAACUACCAAACUAUGGUCGGGAAGGGAACCUAUAUUGUUGGGUUCCUUCUGUUGGCGACCCAAGCUUCAACAAUCGCAGCAUAUCUCUGUAGCUGGGACGAGUACACGUGUACCAACCUGAGAUGCGUCCCAAACAGGUACAAGUGUGAUGGCGACGAUGACUGCAGGGACAACUCGGAUGAGACGGCCUUGGCUGGAUGCUUUAACUGGAGCGGUACCUAUACCACCUGGUACUGGACUCCGAGUGUGGGGACGAUCAUCGGGAUAGUGUUCGGAGUGAUCAGUUUCAUCGUCUUCGUGGUGGUGGCGUCGUACUACUGCUGCUGCCGGAGUAACAACACUACACGGACUAGCGUCGUGGUGCCGACCCAACCAGCCACCGUGGCUUACACGUCGAGUAGCCAGACCGUGUACACCCAGCCGGGAGGGUACGGUUACGGCCCGCCUCAGGGCCCGCCCGCGUACGGCUCACCCCCGGCCCCGGGCCCGCCUGCCUACUCCAUGCCUCCCGCCGGGCCCAGUAUGGCUUCCCCUCCUAUGGCGACGUCACCCUACAACAACGACCCCGCCUACCCUCCCACGGCGUUCAAACACUAGAACUCUAACGCGAAAACCAGAUCUUCAGUAAUGGUGGUCUUAAUUUGCAUAUUGUGUGGUCUUAAUUUGCAUAUUGUGCGGUCUUAAUUUGCAUACUGUGAGGCCUUAAUUUGCAUAUUAUGCUGCUUUAAUUUGCAUAUUGUGCAGCCUUAAUUUGCAUAUUAUGCGGUCUUAAAUUUCAUAUUGUGUGGCCUUAGUUUGUAUAUUAUGCGGCCUUUAUUUGGAUAUUGUGCGGCUUUAAUUUGCAUGUUGUGAGGCCUAAUUUGCAUACUAAGUACAAAUACU